UCGAACGCAUCGGAAGAUUGAUUUAUUUGAUUUGAUUUUCGUAUUUUUUCGCUGUAGAAAGGAUAAACUUCACUUAUUUUAUUCAACUAUUCUCUUCAUAUUUCAAAUAAAUUAAGCAAGCAUUCAAAAUGAAUUCGAAAAUUCGUGUAGAAAACCGUACAAAUGAAGAAAUUUGGAAUUGUGAAAUGAAUUUAAUGAAACCAAUAUUCAAAACAACUUGUGAUUGUUGCUGUAAUUUAAUGGAAGAAACUGAUCGUACUAAGAAUGAAUCAAAAACUGAAGUUGCGAACGAACAAUUCACUAUAAUAUUAUUAGAAUAUUUUGAACAUGGUGAUACAACAGAAGUUGCUUUAUCAUUAGAAGACAUGCAGAUGGAAAACAAGCAAGACGAACUCAUACAAAAGGCUGUUAUUCUUGCAAUGGAAAGAAAACAUUCUCAGCGUGAAAUGAUUUCAAUUCUAAUAUCAGAUCUAUAUGGGUUACAUAUUUUUGAAAAACAUAUUUCUGAAGCUUUUUAUAAGCUUCUUUUAUGCUUGCCAGAUUUAAUUUUAGACACACCAGACGCUCCUAUAAUAUUAGGAAAUUUUAUUGCUAGAGCCAUUGCAGAUGAUUGUUUGCCUCCGAGAUUUAUUUAUGAUUUCAUAGACAUUAUAAACUAUAAUCAUGCAAGAUCAUCCCUCGAACAUGCCAAAGCUCUUUUAACUAUAAAACAUGGAUUGGUGAGAUUAGAUAACAUAUGGGGAAUUGGAGGAGGAAUGAGACCUAUUAAAUACCUAAUUAAAAAGAUUAGAUUACUGUUAAAAGAAUAUUUGUGUUCGGGAGACGUUUUAGAAGCUGAAAGAUGUGUACAAGAAUUAGAAGUUCCCCAUUUUCAUCACGAAUUAAUAUAUGAGGCUGUUGUAAUGAUGAUCGAAGAUGCUGAAGAAAGAACAAUGGAACUACUUCACAAACUCAUCCAGUCAUUAGCAACCGGCGCCAUUGUUAGUCCAUAUCAGUUGAAACAAGGUUUUGAACGCGUUUAUAAAGAGAUGGAUGAUAUUAGGAUCGACGUCCCUCACGCUUAUAUUUCUCUGGAAAAAAUCGUGAUGAGGUGUUAUAAAAAUGGAAUUCUGCCAGAAUACUUAAUGAAAGAAAUGCCUAGACCAGUCAGAAAUCUCUGAAAAUGACUUAAAACGAGAGAGAAAGCGAUUAUAGAAUACGAAGAGAAUGUCGUUACUUUGAUAUUUAUUCUUCGUUCUGGAAUGAAAAUUGUAAAUACAUCUAUCGCAACUCGAAUAAAAAUUGUUUUGAC
Messenger RNA from Centruroides sculpturatus (bark scorpion), 1291 nucleotides. Its product is annotated as programmed cell death protein 4-like. Lineage: Eukaryota; Metazoa; Arthropoda; Arachnida; Scorpiones; Buthidae. The record is from RefSeq and is a predicted model, not a curated record. The transcript has 10 exons. Gene Ontology annotation, cellular component: nucleus; cytosol. Bases 129 to 1160 code for a protein of 343 amino acids. Gene Ontology annotation, biological process: negative regulation of DNA-templated transcription.